AAUAAUUAUUAUUCCCAAACUAGGCUGACGAUAUAUAUAUACAUACGCAGAAUACCAAUAUUAUUAAUCAUUAUUUUUUAUUGCUUUUAGUCUUGUGAGAGAAAAGAGAAAGUGAGAUAAAUAUUUAUAUAUAUACAUAUAAGUACUUCAUUCAGAAAAAUAUUAUAAUUAUGGAUUUAUUAUCGCACAAAAUUGACAAGAGCAGUUUGAAGAUUGGAGAUCACAUCUACACUUACAGAAACCUACACACAUGCACCAUUCAUGGAAUUUACGUGGAAAACGAUCGAGUGAUUUACUACAAAAGUAAGAACAACAAAAGCAAAUAUAGCGGAAAUUGUGAAAGGUGUGGAUACAAUCCAACAAGGAGUAGAGGAGUGGUGAAAUCGUGUUUGGAGUGUUUCCUUCAAGGCCACGGGCUGUACCUGUUCCAGUACGGAGUCUCCGAUGCCCAUUGCUUGAUUUGGCGAUCGGGAACAUGCCACACUGGGUCGCGGAUAGAUUAUCGUCCUACUAUUGUUAAUAAUGCGAAGGAGAUGCUGAAGGAGAGUGAGAGUAGUAGAUUAAUGCUAAAUAACAAUCUCAUUAAUGGGUGGUACGAUUUUUCCGACAAAAACAGCAUGUGCUUCGCGCUUAUGUGCACGAAGACGAAGAGAAAUAUUACGACAUGCAUACAAGAGAUUUCUGGCUUGUCUAAAUUGCGUGUCCUUGUGCUUGGAUUGCCUGUUGUUGGGGCGUUCUCUGAUUUUUCAAUUGAUCCGAUCAUUGAUAUCAUAAAAUUUAUAGGAUAAAUCACUAAUAGCUAGCACAUGCAAUACUGUGGGGUGUGUACUACAUAAUUUUAAUUUUGUUAAGCAGUCUGCUAAUAAGGUUGUGUAUGUACUGGCGCAAUCUUCUCUUGUGGAGGUUGACCAUACUUUUAGUACGUAGUGUUACUUUACCUACUGUAAUUGCUUCCUUAGUUUGCCUCUCGCCUGGGGCACUUACCCUGUGUUUGAAUCCUGUCGAUGUUAAUUUGUGUAAGUGUUUUGAUCAGGUUGUGUUUUGCUUUUGUCCUCGGUCUGAGAAUAGAGUGGCUGAUGCCUUAGCCGGUUGGGCAAGAGGUUCUAAGUCUGGUUCUCAAGGUGUGUUAAGGGACAUUGCCCGUGUGGCAAUGACUUUGUUCUAGUUUUGCUUUCAAUAAAAAGAUUUAUUUAGCAAAAAAAAAAAAAAAAAUUACUUCCUUAGUUUUGGAAGACUUGAAUUAAUGAAGUUUUUGUUAGACUU
Cannabis sativa is the source of this 1263-nucleotide messenger RNA. RefSeq names its product protein LEAD-SENSITIVE 1-like. The record is from RefSeq and is a predicted model, not a curated record. NCBI's taxonomy places the organism in Eukaryota, Viridiplantae, Streptophyta, Magnoliopsida, Rosales, Cannabaceae. The transcript is spliced from 2 exons. Bases 171 to 788 code for a protein of 205 amino acids.